Molecule: messenger RNA, 1020 nt
Organism: Racocetra persica
Lineage: Eukaryota; Fungi; Glomeromycota; Glomeromycetes; Diversisporales; Gigasporaceae
Source: the annotation of a GenBank genome assembly
UAAUAAAUUGCGAGGAAAAAGAAGAGUUAAGAAAAGAAUAUAAAGAAGAUAUUAAGUAUUGGCAACUUAGUAAAGAAAUAAUUGUGCGAAUAAAAGAUUUAGAAAAAAAUUUUAAACGCAAUGAAACUAGUAGAAAACUCGACUUGACUAUUGAACAACAAUCUUUGCUAGAAGAAUUAAUUCCCAACUCAGAAUAUGAAGUUAAUGGUUAUUUGAAAAAAAAUGCUGAAUUUGUUAGACAAGUUAAAGUUUAUGAAGAAUUCCAUAAACAGAAUAAUUUGUUUCGAAAAAUUUUAGAGAUUUCUCCAGAAAAAAGCCCGGAAUUGACAGAAGAAGAAAGUUCAAAAUUUGCUGCUUUGCAAACCCAUCCUCAAGCCAUCUAUACUAGCCGAUUACUGGCCUUCAAUAACCUGCCUGAGCCACAAAACAGUGAAGAAAUCAACAACGAAUUUUAUAAUUCUUCUAAGCAAAUUGAUUUUGCAAUUAAUUUCGAUGAUUUUAUUAAAACUCAAACUCUUCCAAAAAUCAAUAAGCAAGAGGUAGUAAACCAACUGGAUUUGCCUCAUAAACAAUUUUCCCAAUUUAAAAUUUUAGAAUUAACUCAGUUUAUGUUUACCCGAGAGGCUUCACAACAAGACAUAUCAGCAGCAAUAAGUUUCCCAGUAUUAUUAAGUGAAUUGACUGGUUUUGCGGGAGGACAAUUGGGUAGUCCUAAUCAUGGUUAUAUUAAACCUUUAGUCAGAGAUUUAUUGCAACAAUUACAUCAAAACAAUAAUCCGGAUUUAGAAAAAUAUUUGCAUUACAAAUUGAAAGCAGACGAAAAGAGAUUUUUCGCUCAUUUGCCGCCCAACUUCCCAAAAGCAGAGUUGGAUAGAGCCAAACGAGUUUAUGCUGGAAUUUUGACGGCGAAUUAUUCCGGAAUUAUUUUUGCCCGCUCGUGGUGGAAAACCGAUGCAGGAAAAGCCAUUUAUUUUAUGCUUGAUUUAGAAACGAGUCCGAAAAAAAAUUACUUCCAAGAAG